This is a messenger RNA of Colias croceus (clouded yellow), 1707 nucleotides long. RefSeq names its product programmed cell death protein 4 (gene Pdcd4). Lineage: Eukaryota; Metazoa; Arthropoda; Insecta; Lepidoptera; Pieridae. The transcript is spliced from 10 exons. Gene Ontology annotation, cellular component: nucleus; cytosol. Gene Ontology annotation, biological process: negative regulation of DNA-templated transcription. The coding region runs from base 204 to 1547 and encodes 447 amino acids. The record is from RefSeq and is a predicted model, not a curated record.
UAACUUCAUGUCCAUGUGCUCUCAAAACAAAUACGCAUACAGCAUUUCGUCCGCGGAUACGUGUGAUCAAUUCGUUCGAUUCGUUUCUCUGUUCCCAUAAAGAUUUUGAACAAGUUCCUACUAGAAUCUUAAUAGAUUCCCUAAACUCGAUUGCACAUUCUUUACUUUCGUUUUCCCAACCGAAGCCGGUUGCCAUCGCCACAAUGGAAGUGGAACGCGUCGCUUCCGAUUCUGAAAACGUGGCGGUGGAUGAAAAUGCGAAAACGAUCGUUGAGCAAGGCGCCGGGGACGCAGCUGCGUCUCAUUCGGGGCGGUUACGUCGUAAAAAUAAGAAAUUUGCACGCACGAACAGCAAGGAGGGCGCCGUGAACAAUGUCGCCACUCCUUUACCGAAAUAUCGUAGUUGGAAGAAUAGCCGCAGGCCGCGCAACGGUCAUGGCAGGGGCUUGCCCAAGAAAGGUGGCGCUGGUGGCAAGGGAGUAUGGGGUCUUCCAGGGUCCGAGAUGCUGGAGGAAUACGCUGAGGACGAGAACGACCCCAACUACGACUCGGAGGCCGUCACGAACGGCGACAUUGAGUUCAAGCAGGUGAUCGUGGAAGCUGACCCUGAAGAGAUUGUGCGUAAAUCGGAACCGGUGAUACUGGAGUACUUUGAACAUGGCGACACCAACGCGGCCGCAGAGGAUUUCCUAGAGUUUGUUACCUCGAAGCAGAGUCAUUUGGUAUGCGAGACCAUAAUAGAAGUAGCGCUGGACCAUAAACCAUCCCACUGCGAGAUGGCAUCCGUCCUCAUAUCUGAUCUCUAUGGAAGAAUCUUUACCGUUAAGGAUAUUGGUUAUGCGUUCGAACGUCUCCUAGAAAAGGCGCCAGAUCUAAUACUGGACACGCCCGACGCGGCGGUGUUGCUGUCCAACUUUAUAGCGCGAUGCGUCGCCGACGACUGUCUGCCGCCGCGUUUCCUGCAAAAUAUGGCCGAGUUGACGUUAAACGCACCGGCCAGACAAGCGAUACACAGGGCGGAAACGUUAUUGUCCAUGAAGCAUGGUCUCGUGCGAUUGGACAAUAUAUGGGGCGUUGGCGGUGGUAUCAGGCCGGUGAAGUCCCUCAUCCGUCAGAUCCAGCUCCUCCUCAAGGAGUACCUCACCUCCAGGGACCUGGCUGAAGCGAUGCGCUGCGUGCGAGACCUGGAGGUGCCGCACUUUCACCACGAGCUGGUGUACGAGACGGUACUCCUAGCGGUGGAGGCUAUAAACUCCAGCGUAGAAGACCAACUGUGCACUUUCCUCGCUGAGUUGAGGCGGAGUGUCAUCGUCACACCAGAUCAGAUGGAUAGAGGCUUUUUGCGCGUGCUGGAGGACAUGUCGGACAUAGUGCUGGACGUGCCGCUCGCGUACAUAAUGCUCGACCGGUUCGUGGAGCGCUGCCAGCAGCGGUUCCGGCUCGGGGAGACGGUGCUCAAGCGGAUGCCCACGCGGGGCCGCAAACGUUUCGUCUCUGAAGGCGACGGUGGUGCGAUCAAAGAUCACGCGCUAAAACUGAGAGAGUAAAUCGUUACGCGCGCACGCACAGACAGACCGGUGUAUCUAUACUAGUAUUAUAAAGAUGGAGAGUUUGUUUGAACGCGCCAAUCUCGGGAACUACUGGUCCGAUUUGAAAAUUUCGGUGUUAGAUAGCCCAUUUAUCGAGGAAGGCUAUAGGUAUCAUCAC